Colius striatus (speckled mousebird) is the source of this 5090-nucleotide messenger RNA. It is a transcript of the gene PCSK2, whose product is annotated as proprotein convertase subtilisin/kexin type 2. The transcript has 12 exons. NCBI's taxonomy places the organism in Eukaryota, Metazoa, Chordata, Aves, Coliiformes, Coliidae. The coding region runs from base 265 to 2190 and encodes 641 amino acids. Gene Ontology annotation, molecular function: serine-type endopeptidase activity. Gene Ontology annotation, biological process: protein processing. Gene Ontology annotation, cellular component: trans-Golgi network; Golgi membrane. The record is from RefSeq and is a predicted model, not a curated record.
AGAGCCGAGGAGGGGCUGGGGAUGCAGAGCCGGCAGCGCGCAUACACACGCUCUCUCUCACACACACACAGCGCCCGGAGCAGCCCCCCGCCGCCCGGCCGGUCCCCACCGCCUAGCUCUCCUCCUGUCUCCGCCGCUUUCAUUUUUAAACAUUGAAUUCCUUUUCCCUCCCCUCCCAUCUCUCGGGCGCUUCCCCGCCUCGCCCGUCCGCCCGGCGCCCUCCCCGCGGCGCGGGCUGCCUCCGCGGGCGCGCAGCGCGGGGCCAUGCCGGCGGGGCCGCCGCUGCUGCGGGGUGCCCUCCUCCUGCUCCUCUUCCUUCUCCUGCUCUUCCUCGGCGCCCCGGCCCGAGGAACCGUCUACACCAACCAUUUCUUGGUGGAGCUGCACGGCGGGGGCCAGGCAGAGGCCGAGCGGGUGGCGGCAGAGCACGGCUUCGGCGGGGUGCGGAAGCUCCCUUUCUUAGAUACCGGAUACUUCUUUUAUCACAAUGGUAUUGCCAAGGCCAGGAGAAGACGCAGUCUUCAACACAAGCUUCAUCUGGAAAAGGAUUCCAGGGUGAGGAAAGCUGUGCAACAGGAAGGCUUCAGCAGAAGGAAGCGAGGGUAUAGGGACAUCAAUGACAUUGACAUCAACAUGAACGAUCCUUUAUUUACGAAGCAGUGGUACCUGAUAAACACUGGUCAAGCAGAUGGGACUCCUGGACUUGACCUUAAUGUAGCUGAAGCAUGGGAACUGGGAUACACGGGAAAGGGAGUCACCAUAGGAAUUAUGGAUGAUGGAAUUGAUUAUCUGCAUCCUGAUCUUGCAUCAAAUUACAAUGCCAAAGCCAGCUAUGACUUCAGCAGUAACGAUCCCUACCCCUACCCUCGCUAUACAGAUGACUGGUUUAACAGCCAUGGGACAAGGUGUGCGGGAGAGGUGUCUGCGGCUGCCAACAACAACAUCUGUGGCGUGGGAGUUGCCUACAACUCCAAGGUGGCAGGUAUUCGAAUGCUCGACCAGCCAUUUAUGACAGACAUUAUUGAGGCUUCCUCCAUCAGUCAUAUGCCACAAGUCAUAGAUAUAUAUAGUGCCAGCUGGGGACCAACUGAUAAUGGGAAGACUGUAGAUGGACCUAGAGAGCUAACACUGCAGGCGAUGGCAGAUGGUGUGAACAAGGGCCGGGGUGGCAAAGGAAGCAUCUAUGUCUGGGCCUCUGGAGAUGGGGGCAGCUACGAUGACUGUAACUGUGAUGGUUAUGCAUCCAGCAUGUGGACAAUCUCCAUCAAUUCUGCUAUAAACGAUGGACGGACAGCUCUGUAUGAUGAAAGCUGCUCUUCAACCUUAGCCUCCACCUUUAGUAAUGGGAGGAAGAGAAAUCCAGAGGCCGGUGUGGCUACAACAGAUUUGUACGGCAACUGCACCCUGCGUCACUCAGGGACGUCUGCAGCUGCCCCUGAAGCAGCCGGAGUGUUUGCCUUGGCCCUGGAGGCUAACCUGGAUCUGACAUGGAGAGACAUGCAGCAUCUGACAGUGCUCACCUCAAAAAGGAACCAGCUUCACGAUGAAGUUCAUCAAUGGCGUAGAAAUGGUGUUGGAUUGGAAUUCAACCAUCUGUUUGGCUACGGAGUCCUUGAUGCAGGAGCAAUGGUGAAGAUGGCAAAAGACUGGAAAACUGUUCCCGAGAGAUUCCAUUGUGUUGGAGGGUCAAUACAGGAACCUGAAAAGAUACCACCAAGUGGCAAGCUGGUCCUCACGCUGACAACUGAUGCUUGUGAGGGGAAGGAAAACUUUGUCCGAUACCUUGAACACGUCCAAGCAGUUAUAACUGUGAAUUCCACCAGGCGAGGAGACCUCAACAUCAACAUGACCUCGCCGAUGGGAACAAAGUCCAUUUUACUGAGCCGGCGCCCCAGGGAUGACGACUCCAAGGUGGGUUUUGACAAGUGGCCUUUCAUGACCACGCACACUUGGGGAGAAGACCCCCGAGGCACCUGGGCUCUAGAGAUUGGGUUUGUCGGCAGCCUGCCGCAGCGCGGCGUGCUGAAGGAGUGGACACUGAUGCUGCACGGGACUCAGAGCGCACCAUAUAUAGACCAAAUAGUAAAAGAUUAUCAGUCCAAACUGGCCAUGUCCAAGAAGGAAGAGCUGGAAGAAGAAUUAGAUGAAGCAGUGGAGAGAAGCCUGAAGAGUAUACUGAGCAAGAACUAGUGCUGUUCUGCAUGACGGUAUCUUUCCUUCCCCAGAUCCCUCUACUCACCUUUCUACUAUCCAAACCUCUGUGUUAGACAUAUUGCAAUGAUUGUCUCUGUAGCCAAAUUAUCACACUUUCUUGAUUUUAAAGUCUUACAUCUUGUCAAGAAUUAUUUUAACUACCACUGAAGCAAUCCUUUUUUUACUCUAAACCACAGCUAUUGUCCCCCACCAAAUACCAUGUACAGUUUGUGACUGUAAAUGAUUUUUCUUUUGUGUCAUAUGAAUAGGUAAUAACCUGCAAACAACUUGAUGGCUUUUCCCUUCAUAUUUUUGUGGUAAAUGUUGUUUGUAUUUUAAAAAAAGAGUGAAUUUUAACAUUGGCAGUUAGUGAUAAUGGCACAUUUUUAAAAAAUUACCAUGAGAGGGAGAAUCACAAAGAGGGUGGCCAGAGAGGUCUUUGAACAUCUAACAGCUCCUCUUGCAUCAUUGACUUCAGUGGGACUUUCCCCAUUGGCUUCAGCUAAAGUAGCACUAGACCCUACAAAAAAAAUAAUCCAGAGAUGAGGAAAAUUUACCAAUCCAAUUUGGAGAAAUCCAAUUCUCAAGAGAGUUUUCUUAAAUAUAUAUAUAUGCUUAUACCAUGUACGUGUGCUUCAGCUACAGAAUGGGUCAUCAGGCAUGCAAUAAGGAAGGCAAAACGAUGCCAAAGCCGGGUGACACGGGGAAGUGCUUUGCAAACAGGGUCAGGGCAUUCUAGAAGCACAAGUUUCCAUUUCAUUUUGGUUUUUGGUUUGAUUUGGUUUGUUGUUUAUUUAAAUUUGGUUAUUUAAUCCAAUUUACCAUCUUAUGGCAGAACGAGCUUGUAGGGCUGUAGGAUUUCUGGCAACCUGUAGGCAAAACUGCACUGUCUCGUCUCUAUUCUGAGAUGUCCCACAGCAGAGUAAGAUGAGGCUGCAUCAGUGUUUCCAACCACAGACCCCUGUUCUCUGGGGUCAGUGCAUUGCUGUGGGAGAGAUCUGAAGUACAUCCUUUCAGUCCUAAAGCCAUUUUUAUUCAAAUUCCAUUUUUAAAAAUAGAGAUUUAUUAUUUUUGUGUUAUACAAAUAUAUUUAAGGAGAAAAGUAUGCCUAAGUUACUAAUGUGUAAUGCAAAGUCGGCCUUCUUGGGAAAUAAAAUGUAGUGUGUUUGGGAAGAUUUGUUGGUAAUCAUUGCUCUUUGCUGUUUAAAGAGUCAGCCCCACCUUCACUUUUCACACAUGAGUAAAGUCGGUCUCCCUCGCCCUCGGAGUCGGCUCUGGCGACUGCCACGAGACGUAACACCCUCCUCGGUGGGAAUGACUCAUGGUAGCGACUGCUACGUGCUCUCAGGUAUGAGAUCCCAAAUUUAACCUUGGAAUGAUAAAGAGUCUUGAUUCUGCAAAUAUUUAGGCACUUGCUUUACAGUAAAGGCCAUCAGUGGGCCGGCUCAAAUGCUAAUUAAUUUUAAGCAGGUGCUUUGGGUCUUUGCAGGAUCCAAGAUGUACUUUUUAGCAGUGACUAGAAUUUUAUUAUGUAUUUUUAAUAUGCAGAGUAUGAAUCUAAAACGUUUUAAUAAGAGUUGUCCUGAUUGAUCAGGUGCAUAGUAUUGGAAACACAUUCAGUAAGUAAAUAUUUAUCUGACAAAUUAAAAACGUAACCCAAAGGUUAUAUGGUGGACAUGGUUCACUUAAGAAUGUAUUAUCUGCAGUGUUAUUUCUUGUGUAUAUCCAUCUUUUGUCUUUCCUUAUGAGGCCCGUUCUUUCCUUUACAAAUCCAAAUGCAAAAUAAAACAGCUCAACCUACUCAAAGUCUAUCUAAAUUACACUCCAAAGCAAAGACAAGCAGCCCCAUGCUACUCACAGGGUCCUCGUGUGCAGCAGUCCUUUCAGACAAUGGAGACACACUGGGGUAAAACAGCCAUUGGCAGAAAGAAUCAGGCCCUGUGUGGUUAUUUUUUAUGUGCUCUUAGUUAUUUGUCCAAACUCAUGAUUCAUUUGUCAAUUUAAAAGUUAACCCAAGGAAAGAUGGGCUCAUGUUAAAGCAGCACCUGGAGUUCAGGGGGCAUGAGCCAAAGCUCCCUGAAGGCAAAUGGGUCGUGGACAGGCUAGCUUAUGGAUCAUAUGGCAGGCACCCAGUUCUCAGAAACAGCAGCAUACACAUGUCAGAGGGAAGGAUUCACCAUAUAUAUAUGUAUUUAUGCAUACACCUGUAUGUCCAGUCCAAAUGCAUACAAUGCACCGGCGGGGUCUCUCUCUCUGGAGAGAGAUACAUAUAUUACAUACAAUAUGUAUAUUCAGAGUGUGUUAUGAAUACAUCUAGAGUUACAUAUGGUAUGUAAUGUAUAAUGCACACACCAGAACCUGUUGUGUGUAUGUGUGCACAGAAAGAGGUAACUGGAAGCUUUUGAAGGACUUCUAAAAUGUGGAAAAAGUUUUAGAAUGAGAAAAGUCCAUGUGGAAAUCUGAAAUGACCGUGUACAUGACUUUCCAUGGCAUUCAUGUAAUUCUACAGUUCUGUGUUCAAUCAUUAAAUAUCUUAUAAAGCAGCAAAAUCAUUAGAUGGUGGUUCAUAUUUUCAUAAUGCUGACAUAACUGAUGGAAUGAUCACGAUAAUGACUGAUGGACAGAAAUGGUGAGGUUUGAUAUAAGGAUAUACAAACCUGACUGUCUAUACAAUAUAGAUAUAUCUUCAGGAUUUUUGCAUCAGGAGAUUGCUGAAAAAAUAUGUCCAGUUAGACUAAGGUUUUAUGGUAUUGCUGAUGGGAAAUAAAGUGAAUUUGUUAGUAUUUAUAAUAAAGGGGGAAAGGAAGCUCAUGGUUUGCAACAGGUGCACACUGUUUAACCGAAGCCUUGUGAUAUGUUUUAUAAUAUGAGUCAAAUAAAGAGCUGUUGUAAACUGG